UUUUGUUUAGACAGGUAGCCAGUGUUUUAACCAGUUAAGUAGCCCCAUUAAUGGGUAUUGAUAAAGUGAUUUGAAUUCAAGGGCUACUGGUCACGUGUUCCACCUGGAAGACUGGCUCGUGACUUUGUUUACAUCAACGUCUUGUGGUCGCUGGAGCGUGGCACGGCCGGGUACUGGAUUUAGCUGGCCCGGUGUGUCGCCCUGCCAGGUCUAACUGUCGUACCUCAGCAGACGUUCAGGUUACCGCAGUCAGAGGCUGACCGUGACGGUCACAGGAGUCACAUUGUGUGUGGGGACACGGUGUGUAGGGAACAAUGUGUGUAAGGAUGGUGUGUGUCGGUAGAGAGGGAUAGCAGCUGAGUUUCACGCUUGACCUAGUGCCACGAUGAGCCAACCAAGGCUAAAAAACGCACAUGCCUUCUGCCCCUGCCCCCAGCUGACAGCCUACUGGACCCCACCCCCGUCCUGGCCUCGUCGAAUCUGCUGCUGUGAAACCUUAUCAAAGAUGUCUUUUCUAGGGCUGAGUGUGUUCCGGGACGCCAAGACGACCUGCAUCUUUGUGGGGCUCAUCCUGAUCACCUACUACUUCAUCAUGGACAUCAUCCUCUUCAUGAGGUUCAGGAACGUCGACAUUGUAGCCGACUCCAAGCCCGGGGCGCCAGACGAACUCUACUCCCCCUUCACACACUUGUCUGUCAAGGCUUUGAUGAAUGACCACACCAGCCAGUACAUCAUCAGCCCCAGCGCCGAGUACUUCGACACCCUGACGCAGUUCUCAACCCGCUUCAGCUUCAUCACCCCCAACAUCAUCUCCUUCACCCACCUCUUCCUGGGGCUCCUGUCUGGGAAGUUUGUGGCCUCAGAGAACCUGCAUGACCGCAGGGUGGGCGUGGUCAUCUUCCAGAUCAGGUCCUGGCUGGACGCCUUUGAUGGCGUGGUCUUCCGUUCUCAGUCCGGCACCCACCUACAGUUCCAGUCAGUGCGUGCCACUACAGGAUAUUACGUGGACACUACGUGCGACGCACUAGGGGGUGUGUUCCUGUGUUUUGGGAUUUUAUUCUACUUAUGGAAGCGGUUUGACCCCGUCAAGCAGGACCUGCCGACCUGGAGUAAAGCGCAGGAGGCAGCGUCCAAGACUGGGCUAGUGUCCAACGGCCAUAGCGUGGCCCCCAGGGAAACGUACAGUAUAAAGUACCUGUUCUGGAAAGUGUUCUGUUACGGCCUGUGUCUGGCCUGUGCUGGCAAGUUCUGGGACUUGGUUGUGGGGGAUUUCAAGGAGAUCUUCCAGACACCAUUGAAGGAUCCUAAAAUGUCUAUGUUGCAAUUUGAACUUUGUCACUCAACAACUACAGUUGUGCUGUUUUAUUUAUGGAGGAUUCUAGAAGGACAAGCGCUGCUACAGUAUAUACUCAUUCCCAUCAUUAUAGAUAAGAUAUGGGAGUUUUUAAACUACACCCAGUAUAUUCUCCUGUCAGUGAUAGUUGGUCUCUACAUCGUCAGCUUGCUCUACAUUAGACACCUGCGGACAGUUUUAAAUCUCUGAACUGAGUUGUGCCUCAACACCACGCCUUACGGACUACCUGGUGAGUGGAUAUUUUUCACCUACUGCAGUGGACAUUCAAAUCUGGAUACAGACACCAUUGACGCCUAAUCUGGUUACACCAUCUUCCAACUCCUAGCUUGGAAUGGCACUCCACCAUGAUAAAAACAUUUUACCAGCUGCUACAGAAAUUAUUUCAAACAUUUGUUCUAGGAUUGUCUUACUCCAGUCUACAGUACAGGAAAUGGAAAAAGAAAGAGUGGAAGCUUACAGAUUCAUAAUAUCAU
Molecule: messenger RNA, 1827 nt
Organism: Physella acuta
Lineage: Eukaryota; Metazoa; Mollusca; Gastropoda; Physidae
Product: ceramide phosphoethanolamine synthase
Source: RefSeq, a predicted model, not a curated record